This is a messenger RNA of Rosa chinensis, 1368 nucleotides long. Its product is annotated as protein FAR-RED IMPAIRED RESPONSE 1-like. Gene Ontology annotation, biological process: regulation of DNA-templated transcription. Bases 1 to 1368 code for a protein of 455 amino acids. Gene Ontology annotation, molecular function: zinc ion binding. The record is from RefSeq and is a predicted model, not a curated record. The transcript is spliced from 4 exons. NCBI's taxonomy places the organism in Eukaryota, Viridiplantae, Streptophyta, Magnoliopsida, Rosales, Rosaceae.
AUGGAGUCAGAGGAUGAUCAAGUUUAUAUUCCUCAAGUAAAGGCAAAGUUGAUGCCUAAAUUAUACCAAGAGUUUGAAACAAUAGAUGAUGUUGCUGCUUUCUACAAUAGAUAUGCAAAAGAAGCAGGGUUUAGUAUUAGAAGUCAUUCUAGUGCGACUAGCAAAGAUAAGAAACAACUUAUAAGGAAGGAGUAUGCAGGUGGCAUUCCAAAUAUUGGUUUUAUACAGCGUGAUCUAUAUAAUUAUGGAAGAACUUGUCGUGAAGAGAAGAAGGGGCGUAAUGGAGAUCUACUGUACAUGCAUUUUGAGAAUGAGAAAGAAAAAGAUUCUUCUUUUGUCUAUACAAUGGAUGGAGAUGAGGAAAACAGAGAAUUUCUAAAUGCUAUUCCAAGAGAUGCACCAGAAAAUGCCCCCAAGAUGAUCAUUACCGACCAAGAUCCUGCUAUGACUAAAGCCAUUUCAGAAGCACUCCCACAAACAUUUCAUAGAUAUUGCAGUUGGCACAUUCUUAAUAAUUUUUUUGAGAAGCUAGAUGCGAUUAAAUAUCGGGAUUCCUACCAAGACUUUCAUAGCUGCAUAUGGAAUUCAAGUAGUAGAGAGGAGUUUGACUCAAGAUGGAUUGAAAUUAUUGAGAAUAGUGGGUUGAGUGAUAACAAGUGGCUGGAGUCGAUAUACGAAAUCCGUUCAUCAUGGAUACCAGCAUAUGUCAAUCAUGUUUUCUCAGCUGGAAUGUCAAGUAGUCAAAGACCAGAGAGUCAACAUUCUUUCUUCAAGAAUUAUGAUUCUAAGUGGAAUUCAUUGGUGGAAUUUAUGGUUCAGUUUAAGAGGGGACUUCUUCACCAACGACAUUAUGAGUUAGAGGAUGAUCAUAUUAAUAUUGAUGAGAAGGCAAAAACUGUCAUGUCCUUUGACAUAGAAGAUCAUAUAGCCAAGGUUUAUACACAUAAACUAUUUUAUGAAGUUCAAGAACAGUUGAGAGAGAGCUUCAAAUAUAAACUUGAACUUGUGUUUGAAAAUGUCACUCAAGAACAGUUUAAGGUUAUACGAAAGAAUAUUGAUACUUGUAAGUCUCGUGAACUUACUUAUGAAAAGAAAUCUGAUUUUGCAUCAUGCAGCUAUAGAACGUUUGACAGUCAAGGUUUCCCAUGUCGGCAUGUUUUGGCAUAUUUGAUUAAGAUCCAAGAAGUUAAUAAAUUGCCUAUUCAGUACAUCUUGAAGAGAUGGACUAAAGCUGCAAGACAUAGAGUUGUGUUAGAUUAUAAUGGAAUGGAGAUAAAAGAUAACAAAGCUUUACUUGUAAGGAGGACUAAACUAUUCCAGCAUGCUACAUAUGCAAUUGAUAAGGUUAUGGUGGACAAACUGCAGUAG